GAUCACCCUGCUGCUGGAGGCCCAGGCUGCUGUGGACAUCAAGGACAACAAAGGCAUGAGGCCGUUGCACUAUGCGGCCUGGCAGGGCCGGAAGGAGCCCAUGAAGCUGGUGCUGAAGGCAGGGUCGGCCGUGAACGUCCCAUCUGACGAGGGUCACAUCCCCCUGCACCUAGCGGCGCAACAUGGUCACUACGACGUGUCUGAGAUGCUGCUGCAGCACCAGUCCAACCCCUGCAUGGUGGACAACUCGGGGAAGACGCCGCUGGACCUGGCCUGUGAGUUUGGCCGUGUUGGGGUGGUCCAGCUACUCCUGAGCAGCAACAUGUGUGCGGCACUGCUGGAGCCCCGGCCAGGGGACGCCACCGACCCCAACGGCACCAGCCCCCUGCACCUGGCAGCCAAGAAUGGCCACAUUGACAUCAUCAGGCUCCUACUCCAAGCCGGCAUCGACAUUAACCGCCAGACCAAGUCUGGCACAGCCCUGCAUGAGGCCGCGCUCUGUGGGAAGACAGAAGUGGUUCGGCUGCUACUGGAUAGUGGGAUCAAUGCCCACGUGAGGAACACCUAUAGCCAGACGGCGCUGGACAUCGUGCACCAGUUCACCACGUCGCAGGCCAGCAAGGAGAUCAAGCAGCUGCUGCGAGAAGCCUCCGCGGCCCUGCAGGUCCGGGCAACCAAGGAUUACUGCAACAAUUAUGACCUGACCAGCCUCAACGUGAAGGCCGGGGACAUCAUCACAGUUCUUGAGCAGCAUCCUGAUGGCCGGUGGAAGGGCUGUAUCCAUGACAACCGGACGGGCAAUGACCGGGUGGGCUACUUCCCAUCCUCACUGGGCGAGGCUAUCGUCAAGCGAGCAGGUUCCCGAUCAGGCACUGAACCAAGCCCACCCCAGGGAGGCAGCUCAUUGGGGCCCUCUGCGCCACCAGAAGAGAUAUGGGUGCUGAGGAAGCCUUUUGCAGGUGGGGAGCGAAGCAGCAGUGUGAGUGGCAUGGCAGGCAGCCGGGGCAGUGGGAGCCAUGCCCUGCAUGCCGGCUCCGAAGGUGUCAAGCUCCUGGCCACAGUGCUCUCCCAGAAGUCCGUCUCAGAGUCUAGCCCAGGGGACAGCCCAGUCAAGCCUCCAGAGGGCUCCACAGGUACAGCCCGGUCCCAGCCUCCAGCGGCCCAUGCUGGUCAGGUCUAUGGGGAGCAGCCACCCAAGAAGCUAGAGCCGGCAUCGGAGGGCAAGAGCGCUGAGGCCGUCGGCCAGUGGCUUGCCGCCUUCCAGCUGCAGCUCUACGCCCCCAACUUCAUCAGCGCCGGCUACGACCUGCCCACCAUCAGCCGCAUGACCCCCGAGGAUCUCACGGCCAUCGGUGUCACCAAGCCAGGCCACCGGAAGAAAAUCACGGCAGAGAUCAGCAGUCUGAGCAUCCCCGACUGGCUGCCUGAACACAAACCCGCUAAUCUGGCCGUGUGGCUGUCCAUGAUCGGCCUGGCCCAGUACUACAAGGUGCUGGUGGACAACGGCUACGAGAACAUCGACUUCAUCACUGACAUCACCUGGGAGGACCUACAGGAGAUCGGCAUCACCAAGCUGGGACACCAAAAGAAGCUGAUGCUGGCUGUGAGGAAGCUGGCGGAGCUGCAGAAGGCAGAAUAUGCCAAGUACGAGGGGGGACCCCUGCGCCGGAAGGCACCCCAGUCGCUCGAAGUGAUGGCUAUUGAGUCACCACCCCUACCUGAGCCAGCCCCAGCUGACUGCCAGUCUCCUAAGAUGACCACCUUCCAGGACAGUGAGCUCAGCGGUGAGCUGCAGGCUGCCAUGACUGGCCCGGCAGAAGGUGGGGCUGCUGCCGCCGAGAAGCCCUCCAACCACCUGCUGCCCACCCCGAGGGCUACCAUGCGGCAGGAGCCCAGCCUGGGUGGACGGGCACGGCACAUAAGCAGCUCCCAGGAGCUACUGGGUGACGGGCCCCCUGGGCCUGGCAGCCCUAUGUCGCGAAGCCAGGAGUACCUGCUGGAUGAAGGGUCGGCCCCCAGCACCCUGCUUAAGGAGGCCCGGCCUAGCCGCCACAGUCACAGCGUCAAGAGGGCCAGUGUGCCCCCAGUGCCCGGCAAGCCACGGCAGGUCCUGCCGCCAGGUGCCAGCCACUUCACGCCCCCCCAGACACCCACCAAAGCUCGGCCAGGUUCCCCCCAGGCCCCUGGGGGACCUCACGGUCCAGCCCCGGCCACAGCCAAGGUGAAGCCCACCCCACAGCUGCUGCCACCAACGGAGCGACCCAUGUCCCCCCGCUCCUUGCCUCAGUCGCCCACCCACCGUGGCUUCGCCUACAGCACAGGCCUAUGCCCAGCACAGAACUGCCCAUUGGGGAACUCUGCCAGCUGCUCUGGCGCAGCACAAGGUACAGGGGACCAGGGUCAGGGCCCCCGCCCACUGCACCCCCAGAAUAUAAGCUAUCAAGAGUAUUAAUUUAUUGGGAAUGAGCUGAGGCAGAUUCCCCGAGAAACAAAAAGGUAUAACUUUAACAAAUAUAUAUUUAAAGAAAGAAAUAUUAUUGAUUCUAUAGAAAACCAUUUACCAACGAAGAGGACACCGGAGUCUAUUUGAGACAAAAGCUGUUAGAGGCCCAGACCAUCUGUCUGUCUGUCCCUCCCUCUGUCCUGGAGUGGCCAGGCCCCUGGCGCACUAGCACAAACAGGAGGCUUGGGUCCAGAAGGGGUGGGUGAUCCACCCGCCGCGUCUCCUCCGCGCUUCCCUCUCAUAACUUCUCUGCAUCUGAAGAACUCGAAGGAUGUGCCUUGCUCGCUGAUGGGCUGUGUCCUCCUCCUGGGUGUAGCCGCAUCCUGGGGGUAUGGGUGCGCUGUGCAUGCAGCGUGAAUGGGGACAUGUCACCUGAGUGAUACCAUUGUGGGUAUAGGGGCAUGCGUGCCAGGCUGCAUGUGGCUCCCUCCCCAGGGCCCCACGCAGGUAGCCAGCCCACCCCACUCGAGUUCCCAUGGACACUUCUGCUCAUGGUCCAAGGCUGUGUUGUGUGGUUGUCCUCACCCUCUCUUUUCCUCUCUCUCUCUCCCCUCUCCAAAAAGUACUGACUGGUCUCUAUCGUGUUUGCUGGUCCACAAGUGUUGGGCACAACUUUGACAUUUCUUAAAAAAAAAAAAAGAAUUAAAAAAACGCCGAAAACCAGUGAUCGUGGUGCAGGGCAGGUGGAGGGGGCCGGCUGGGGCAGCGUUUGGGUAUGUAGGGUCCCUUCCAGCUGGCGAGCCCAGCAUGUCCCUGCAAGUGGAUGCACUCGGUCAUGCUUCUGGCCUCUCCUCAGUGGGCAGUCCAGGCCGGGUCCAGCAGGCAAGGAGGGAGCUCUGGGCAGGGCCCUGCUGUCGGCUGUCAAUAAACAGCAGAAAAACAGA
Molecule: messenger RNA, 3387 nt
Organism: Carlito syrichta (Philippine tarsier)
Lineage: Eukaryota; Metazoa; Chordata; Mammalia; Primates; Tarsiidae
Gene: CASKIN1
Product: CASK interacting protein 1
Molecular function (GO): protein binding
Source: RefSeq, a predicted model, not a curated record